UCCCCAUGGCAACUGGACAGAAGCUGAUGAGAGCUAUUAGAGUCUUUGAGUUUGGUGGACCAGAAGUGUUGAAACUGCAGUCAGAUGUUAUACAACCAGUUCCAAAAGAACAUCAGGUUCUGAUCAAAGUCCACGCAUGUGGUAUAAAUCCAGUGGAGACAUAUAUUCGGUCUGGCACUUACAGUAGGAAACCAAAUUUGCCCUAUACUCCUGGCUCAGAUGUGUCUGGCAUAAUAGAAGCUGUUGGAAAUAAUGUCUCUACUUUCAAGAAAGGUGACAGAGUUUUUACUACCAGCACUGUCUCUGGGGGCUAUGCAGAGUAUGCUGUUGCUGCAGAUGAUACAGUUUACUCACUGCCAGAAAAACUGGACUUUAAACAAGGAGCUGCCAUUGGUAUCCCCUACUUUACUGCUUAUCGAGCUCUACUCCUCCGUGCCCGUGCAAAAGCUGGAGAAACUGUUCUGGUUCAUGGGGCUAGUGGAGGGGUUGGACUUGCAACAUGUCAAAUUGCCAGAGCUUAUGGCUUAAAGGUUUUGGGCACAGCUGGUACUGAGGAAGGUAAAAACAUUGUUUUGCAAAAUGGGGCACAUGAAGUAUUUAAUCAUAGAGAUGUCAACUAUAUUGAUAAAAUUAAGAAUUCUGUUGGUGAUAAAGGAAUUAAUGUGAUUAUUGAAAUGCUAUCUAAUGUAAAUCUUAGUAACGAUUUGAAACUUCUAUCAUAUGGAGGACGAGUAAUAAUUGUUGGCAGCAGAGGUCCUAUUGAGAUAAACCCACGGGACACCAUGGCAAAGGAAUCUAGUAUAAUUGGAGUUUCCCUCUAUUCAUCGACCAAGGAGGAGUUUCAACAGUGCGCAGCAGCCCUUCAAGCUGGAAUGGAAAUUGGUUGGUUGAACCCUGUGAUAGGCUCUCAGUAUCCACUGGAAAAAGUGGCACAAGCUCAUGAAAAUAUCAUUCAUGGUGGUGGGACUACUGGAAAAAUGAUUCUUCUCUUAUGA
This is a messenger RNA of Elephantulus edwardii (Cape elephant shrew), 995 nucleotides long. It is a transcript of the gene CRYZ, whose product is annotated as crystallin, zeta (quinone reductase). NCBI's taxonomy places the organism in Eukaryota, Metazoa, Chordata, Mammalia, Macroscelidea, Macroscelididae. Gene Ontology annotation, molecular function: NADPH binding; mRNA 3'-UTR binding; zinc ion binding. Bases 6 to 995 code for a protein of 329 amino acids. The record is from RefSeq and is a predicted model, not a curated record. Gene Ontology annotation, cellular component: cytosol. The transcript has 8 exons.